GUGGUUCUAUCAGCAUGCAGCACGUAUUUCGACACGAUCCUGUCGCAAUACGAGGAGAAAGACCCCAUUGUCAUAAUGCGGGACGUUAAAUUCUCAGACAUCAAAGUGCUGGUCGAGUUUAUGUACAAGGGAGAGAUCAACAUUGAUCACGUGAUGUCGGCCGGCGACUUAUUUACAUCGUGGACAUCCACGAAGCGAGGCGGCAGCACUUGUGUCCCGCUGACGGAGGGAAAAAUGCUCGCGGAGGGGCACGACGGGGCGGUGGAAAGAACGCCGGCUGCUGGCCUCAAUUUAUUAAUAAUUGAAGACUCUUUGCCGUUCGAGGUUCGGGAGCUUCUGCCGCCGCUUCAAAGCAACCCGAACUUCCCAUUAAUCUCAGCAGCAAAAAUCCGCUCGGCGACGAUGCAAUUUGUUUUGCAACCGGGUGAGGCAAAAGCCCCCACCGGUCAAUCGUGUUCCUCUUACCUUCCUCUUCCUCUUCCUCUUGUCUCUCUCGAUCUUCUCGUCUCCUCCUAUUCGCCGGCUAAUCGAACAAAAGAGAAGUGGCGCGCUUCCACUUUGUCGUCGGUGGAAAUCGAAUCGAUAUAGUCUCAUUGCGCGACGCGCUGCGCCUAAUUAACGACCCAGCAAGUUUUUGUCUUCUCCAUGGUUUGGAUUCUAUCUUAACUUGGUUGUUGCGCGGUAUAUAUCGGCUUGACAAGAAACAGCCAUUGGUUUUAGCGAUCGUUUAUUUCCUCCCUGACGAAAAAAAGAAAAAAAAAGAAAAAAAAAAAACCGAUAUAACUAGCCUCGGUAUAUAGAGCCAAUAAGCACGUGUGUGGUGUGUGCAUUGACAUACUCGCCUUCUACUCUGGUACGCUGCAUACGUUGCGUCGCGUUGUUUUAAUUAUCUACGAGCUGGUUAGCUUAUAGAGUCGUGACGCAAAUUAUUGACUUUUUAGUGUUCGUUCGUUUUAACGUGACUUGACCUAUGGCUCAUUUUCAUGUGCGCGGGGCAAGUGCGUUUUUUUUUUUUUUUUUUUUUUUCAAGAAUUGUCUAGUUGUCUGUGGCUUAUAUAUUUGAAGUUUUUCACUUUGUUCGAAUCGUUCGAAAAAAUUUAA
Molecule: messenger RNA, 1101 nt
Organism: Heterotrigona itama
Lineage: Eukaryota; Metazoa; Arthropoda; Insecta; Hymenoptera; Apidae
Source: the annotation of a GenBank genome assembly